AUGAGAAGUGUCAUCAGAAGUUGGUCACCUUUACAUUGUCUCCUGCUCUUGCCUCCAGGGUGUCUGUCCUUGCUGGUCACAGUUCAGCACACAGAACGCUAUGUCACCCUGUUUGCCUCCAUCACCCUCAAAUGCGACUACACCACCUCUGCUCAGCUCCAGGACGUGGUAGUGACAUGGCGCUUCAAGUCCUUCUGCAAGGACCCCAUCUUUGACUACUUUUCUGCCUCGUACCAGGCUGCUUUAUCCCUGGGCCAGGACCCUUCCAAUGACUGUAGCGACAAUCAGAGGGAAGUUCGCAUCGUGGCCCAGAGACGGGGGCAGAGUGAACCGGUGCUGGGGGUGGAUUACCGGCAGCGCAAGAUCACCAUCCAGAACCGAGCGGAUCUCGUGAUCAAUGAAGUGAUGUGGUGGGAUCAUGGGGUAUACUACUGCACCAUUGAGGCUCCAGGAGACACAUCAGGAGACCCAGAUAAGGAGGUGAAGCUCAUUGUCCUGCAUUGGCUGACAGUGAUCUUCAUUAUCCUUGGAGCCCUCCUUCUCCUGCUGCUGAUUGGUGUGUGCUGGUGCCAGUGCUGUCCACAGUAUUGUUGCUGCUACAUCCGCUGCCCCUGCUGUCCUACCCGCUGUUGCUGCCCUGAGGAAGCCCUGGCCCGCCACCGCUACAUGAAGCAGGUUCAGGCCCUAGGUCCUCAGAUGAUGGAAAAACCCCUGUACUGGGGGGCGGACAGGAGCUCCCAAGUUUCAUCUUAUGCAAUGAACCCGCUGCUGCAGCGAGAUCUGUCCUUACAGUCCAGCCUUCCACAGAUGCCAAUGACCCAGACGGCUGCUCACCCACCAGUGGCCAAUGGUGUUCUGGAAUAUUUGGAGAAAGAAUUGCGGAAUCUCAACCCAGCCCAGGCUCCCGAUGUCAGAACCAAGUCUGGCUACCCUUGCAGCAUGCUAUCCUCCCUGGGCUCUGCAGAGGUUGUGGAACGCAGAGUCAUCCACCUGCCCCCGCUGAUCAGAGACCCACUAUCCUCCAGGACCAGCAACUCUUCACACCAGCAGCGGUUCAAUCCUGUUUCUUCUAGACACUGGGAUCUGAGUGAGGGCAGGAGGCAGCGCUAUCACUCGGAUUUCCUCCAAGAGCUCCAGGACCGGGGGCUCAGACCCUGGGCCCCAGGGAGAAGGGAACUGGACCCCCAUUGGAGUGGGAGGCACCACCGCUCUAGGCCCAAGGAGUCCUCCAUGCCCUGGUCAGACUGGGACAGCCUGAGCGAAGGCCCCUCGUCCAGUGAGGGCCCAUGGCCCCCCAGACGCCCAGAGCCCCGGGAAGGUGCCCAAAGGCAUGGGAGACGCAGGCACCGCAGCUACUCUCCUCCCUUGCCUUCGGGCCCCAGUUCUUGGAGCUCUGAAGAGGAGAAAGAGUCACUGCCCAGGAAUUGGGGUGCCCAGCGCCGCCACCGCAGCAGUCGCCGCCGUCGUUCACAGUCCCCAAACUGGCCUGAGGAGAAGCCACCCAGCUACCGUUCACUGGAUGUCACUCCAGGCAAGAACAACAGGAAAAAAGGGAGUGUGGAGAGGAGCUUGGAGAGAGAGAACUCCCAUAGUGGACGGAGUGUGGUCAUUUAG
Cricetulus griseus (Chinese hamster) is the source of this 1614-nucleotide messenger RNA. Lineage: Eukaryota; Metazoa; Chordata; Mammalia; Rodentia; Cricetidae. The record is from RefSeq and is a predicted model, not a curated record.